Molecule: messenger RNA, 2579 nt
Organism: Marmota monax (woodchuck)
Lineage: Eukaryota; Metazoa; Chordata; Mammalia; Rodentia; Sciuridae
Product: UDP-glucuronosyltransferase 2B15-like
Exons: 6
Coding region: 61-1653 (530 amino acids)
Molecular function (GO): UDP-glycosyltransferase activity
Source: RefSeq, a predicted model, not a curated record
CCUAAGAAAUUGAAGAAAAGAAGAGCUGCUAAUGUAACAGAAGCAUUGCAUUGCACUAAUAUGUCUGUGAAAAGGAACUCGGUUCUUCUGCUGAUACAACUGAUGUGUUACUUUAGCUCUGGAAGCUGUGGAAAAGUGCUGGUGUGGCCCACAGAAUACAGCCAUUGGAUCAACAUAAAGGCAAUCCUGGAUGAACUUCUCCAGAGAGGUCAUGAGGUGACUGUUCUGACAUCAACAGCUUCCAUUCUUAUUAAUCCCAACACAACAUCUGCUAUUAAUUUUGAGGUUUACCCUGCACCUUCAAGUAAACAACAUUUGGAAGAACGUUUCUCCAAAUGGAUCCAUGAAUGGAUUUAUGAUACUCCAAAAGAUGACUUCUGGGAAUUUUAUUCAUUAGUACAAAAAGUUUUCAAGGACUAUUCUGAUACAAUUGAACAACUCUGCAGAAAUGUAAUUUUAAACAAGAAACUUAUGAUGAAACUACAUGAAUCAAAAUUUGAUGUGGUUCUUGCAGAUGCAGUUGGUCCCUGUGGUGAGCUGCUGGCUGAGCUACUUAAAAUACCAUUUGUAUACACUCUCCGCUUCACUUUUGGCUACACAUAUGAAAAAUACAGUGGUGGACUUACAGUUCCUCCUUCUUAUGUUCCUAUUGUUAUGUCAGAAUUAAGUGAUCAAAUGACAUUCAUGGAGAGGGUUAAAAAUACAGUGUAUAUGCUUUAUUUUGAUUUUUGGUUCCAAAUAUUUGAUGUGAAGAGAUGGAAUCAGUUUUACAGUGAAGUUCUAGGGAGACCCACUACAAUAUAUGAAACAAUGGGGAAAGCUGAUUUUUGGCUCAUUCGAACCUAUUGGGAUUUAGAAUUUCCUCGUCCACUUUUACCAAAUUUUGACUUUGUUGGAGGACUCCACUGUAAACCUGCCAAACCCCUCCCUAAGGAAAUGGAAGAAUUUGUACAGAGUUCUGGAGAAAAUGGUAUUGUGGUGUUUUCUCUGGGGACAAUGGUUUCUAACAUGCCAGAAGAGAAAGCCAAUAUGAUUGCAUUUGCUCUUGCACAGAUUCCACAAAAGGUCAUAUGGAGAUUUAAUGGCAAGAAGCCAGAUAAAUUAGGACCCAACACUCAGAUAUACGAAUGGAUCCCCCAGAAUGACCUUCUUGGUCAUCCAAAAACAAAAGCUUUUAUAACUCAUGGUGGAACCAAUGGCGUCUAUGAGGCAGUCUACCAUGGUGUCCCUAUGGUGGGCAUUCCUUUGUUUGCGGAUCAACCUGAUAACAUUGCUCAUGUGAAGGCCAAGGGAGCAGCUAUUAGAUUGGACUACAGAACACUUACAAGUGCAGAUCUUCUCAAGGCCUUGAGGAUGGUCAUUAAUGACCCUUCAUAUAAAGAGAAUGCUAUGGAGUUAUCAAGAAUUCAACAUGAUCAGCCAGUGAAGCCUCUGGACCGAGCUGUCUUCUGGAUUGAGUUUGUCAUGCGCCACAAAGGAGCUAAACACCUCCGGGUUGCUGCCCAUGACCUCUCCUGGUUCCAGUACUACUCUUUGGAUGUGAUUGGGUUCCUGCUGGCCUGUGUGGCAACUGUGAUGUUCAUCAUCAGUAAAUGCUGUCUGUUUUGUUUCCAGAUGUUUUUCAAAACUGGAAAGAAGAAAAAAAGGGAAUAAUUGUACCUAGGCCUGAAGCUGGGAAUCCUGAUAAAUGGCUCCUCCUGUUAACUUCCACAAGAGGAGGCUGUAUUGCCAGGUUUCUACCUAUGCUAACAACUUUUCACAAAUCACUUUGUCAAGUCCAAUUUUGGCUUUUGUUAGACCAGGACACAAGAAAAGACCACUGACUCCAAUUCAAAUCAAAUUAAAACAAGCUUAUUAUUUCAACAGGCCGGGCUGCCUCUCCCUCCCAAAAUGGCGGGAACAAGACAGCACCCCAGCUUUCCUGCAGCCCAGCUUUAUAGCCCAGAAUGUUACACAAAGGGGGGUUACAGAUAACAGAACUCUGACAAGCAUCACACUAAUGGUAGUUUACAUUUUUUGCUGGCCCCAACAUCAGAAUUUAUGAGGACCAUUAGAGCCUCAGAGAGGAUCGUUGUCUGGCCAGGGAAGGCCAAUAUUUAUGAGGUGUCACUAAGUUUCAGAGAGGGCUGCUAUCUGGUCAGAGAGCCAGGCAUGGGUGAGUUCAAGGCACAGACAGGCAUUCCAAGCAGGUUCAGAAUUUGCAGUAAUUUAUAGUAAGGCCGAAAUUAUCUUUUCAUGGUUUUGUGGCGAGAUGCCCAAUUUUAAGAAAAGAUCAGGUUGGGUCUAUCACUUUAUAAAAUAUUUCUAGAAUUUUUCUUCAAUAACAAAAAAUAACUAUUACUGUUAGUAACAAUUGUCUGAUAUUUUUGAUUUUACAGUUAAAAAAAAUUAGACUUAACAUCAAUAGCAUUAAUGUGCUUGCCAGAGGAGACACCUGAUUAAUUUGCAAAGUUAAAAUGCUAACACAUUAACUGCUAAUAAAAAAAUCAAGAACUCUUGACUUCUUAGAUUCCAUAAAGUAAUAUAUUCAACCAUAAAAUGUAUUUUUAUAAAUUGGUAAAUAAAAAAGUUUAAGAUUU